UUUUCAUUCCAUCAGGUCUUGACUACCCAUAUGCUUAUUCCUCUCUAAUUUUUUUCUCUGAUACUAGCUUUGAAUUGGGUCAACACAAGUUAAAUUUCAAAGGCCGUCUUGGUUGACAGCUGUUGUUACUACAUCUCAUCCACGUUUUCUACAAGAAGUAAGGGUUUUCAUAUUGAUUUGUAUAUGCAGAAUCAAUUUGCUUGAAAGCUUCUGUUUGAGAUCUUGCCCAACACUAUAGAAGAUUGAAGAAUCAUUAGUAGGAACUAUUGGCCGAACUCUGUGAUCAAUCGAUGUGUUCUUGCACUGUCUUCUAAAUUUAGAAUCAGAUUUGCUAUUCUAGCACUUUAUUUCUUGAAAGGUUUCUUUAGUUGGAUCUUAAUCUUCAGCAAUGUCAGAGAAGAGCAGGGUUCCUUCAAGGUUUAUAUUUUUUGUGAUGCUAAUUUCUCUGUUCCUUUUGGUCUUGUCUUCCCUUUUCCUACUUCAGUUUAGCAGCCAUUCUUUGAUACCUAGAUCAGUUUUAGAGCUUAUAAUUGUUAAUAACUCGUCGUUUUACUUUACACCCAAUUUUAAGAGGGAACAAAUCUUGCUCCCUACAUACAAAUCUGAGGAUUUAAAAUUUCAAACCUUAAAACCUAGAGAAUCUGAUUGGAAAGUUUCAAAUUCAAGUCAGAAAGAAAUUUCUGUAGGUCAGAAGAGAAAUAUGGUAUGUGACCCGACUCGGGCUGUAUUGAAAGUAUUCAUGUAUGACUUGCCUCCUGAAUUUCACUUUGGGUUAUUGGGUUGGAAGGGAAGUGUAAAUCAGACAUGGCCAGAGGUUGAUAACCCGAACCAUGUCCCACGUUAUCCAGGUGGACUGAAUUUACAGCACAGUGUGGAAUACUGGCUCACACUUGAUCUUCUGUCCUCAAACACUGCGAAAUCCGGCCAACCUUGCAUUGCAAUUAGAGUGCAGAAUUCAAGUCAAGCAGAUAUUAUUUUUGUGCCAUUUUUCUCUUCUCUGAGUUACAAUCGCCAUUCCAAGACUAACGGGGAGGAACAAGUUAGUGUUAACAAAAUGUUGCAAGACAGAUUGGUACGUUUCUUAAGUGGCCGGAAAGAAUGGAAACGCUCAGGAGGGAGGAAUCAUCUAAUUGUAGCCCACCAUCCUAACAGCCUGUUUGAUGCAAGAAGAAAAUUAGCUUCUGCUAUGCUGGUGCUUGCAGAUUUUGGAAGGUAUCCUGUUGAGUUAGCAAAUAUCAAGAAAGAUAUAAUAGCUCCCUAUAGACAUUUGGUGACUACUAUACCAAGAACUGAAUCAGCUUCAUAUGAGGAACGUUCCACAUUGGUGUAUUUUCAGGGGGCAAUAUACAGGAAAGAUGGAGGAGCUAUUCGCCAAGAACUGUAUUACCUCCUAAAAGAUGAGAAAGACGUGCAUUUUGCAUUUGGGAGCAUAGGAGGAAAUGGGGUUAAUCAGGCAAGCCAUGGCAUGACCACGUCCAGAUUCUGCCUUAACAUUGCUGGAGAUACUCCAUCUUCCAAUCGACUCUUUGAUGCCAUAGUAAGCCAUUGUGUUCCUGUGAUCAUCAGUGACGAAAUUGAGUUGCCAUUUGAAGAUGUUUUGGACUACUCUGAGUUUUCUUUAUUUGUUCGUGCUGCCAAUGCCAUAAAGAAAGGCUACCUGUUAAAUCUUCUUCAUUCAAUCAAGCGCGAGGAGUGGACCAAGAUGUGGGAAAGAUUGAAGGAUAUUACUCACCACUUUGAGUAUCAAUAUCCAUCCCAGCCUGGGGAUGCAGUGAACAUGAUAUGGCAGGAAGUUUCGCGUAAGAUAUCUUCAGUGCAGUUCAAUUCACACAGGAAGAACAGAUACAAGAGAUCUCAGCUUGUUGUCAAGACUAACUGAAAUACUGGGAUUCUAUUUUGUUUGAAUCAUUUGACCCUGGUCAAAUUUUUACAUAUCAAUUGGAGAGAGAGAGAUCUUGUUUCUCCCUAUUCACUCUUUUUUUCUUUGGCUGAGUUGCUCAUCUUGUUAUUAAAUAUUUUCAAGUCAAAACAUGCCACAAUAUUUGUCCACUUUUUGGUAUAUGAAUUUGAGCAAACAACCAAAAGUCGGCUUCAGAGAUAGGCAAUUUAAUAAUAUGGUUUUACUGUUUGAUAAACACUAACUGGUGGCAUUCAUUGAAAGGAAGAAACAUUGAAAGGUCCGCUUGAUGUCAAUCAAAUCUUGCCCAAAGUUAUAAACAAAUGUCUGUAUCAAUUACAAAAAAUAAGUCCUUUAAUUCUCUUCUUAAACUCCCAGCCAGAACUUCUUUACCAUCUACAUGUGAUGUUAAUAUAUAAGUUGGGAUAUGGAUGAUCAAGAUUUGCAUUAUCCAGUUAUGAUGUGUUGGAGUUUGGCCUCCACUGGUAUGCAAAGAAGCAAGUCUACAAGGUUAGAAAAGACUGCCAAUUUCAUAUUUUAGAGUGAAUCACCAACUUUGUCUUUAAAAUUGCAGGGCGUUGCAAUGCUGGCCUCUGAAAUUACUAAAAGGUCUUAAAAUUUAUAAAUUGUUGGUUAUUUUA
Messenger RNA from Cicer arietinum (chickpea), 2538 nucleotides. RefSeq names its product probable arabinosyltransferase ARAD1. The record is from RefSeq and is a predicted model, not a curated record. NCBI's taxonomy places the organism in Eukaryota, Viridiplantae, Streptophyta, Magnoliopsida, Fabales, Fabaceae. Gene Ontology annotation, molecular function: glycosyltransferase activity.